Mesocestoides corti is the source of this 1548-nucleotide messenger RNA. Lineage: Eukaryota; Metazoa; Platyhelminthes; Cestoda; Cyclophyllidea; Mesocestoididae. The record is from the annotation of a GenBank genome assembly.
AUGACGGUUGUAAUUAAUGACUACAACUACUGCUGUCCCAUCGGAACAGACGUGAGGAGGGAGGCGACAAACCCAAAUCAAGAAGAAAACCUCGGUUAUUCUUCCAUCUCUUCUCCAAACACCACCCCAAAAGCCACCAACCCAACGACCAUAAGUGCAGACCACCGGCCGAAAUACCAAUUCUCUUCAGUUGUAAAUAACAACUCGGAGUACUUUCCGACUCCCUCCGAGUUCACAGGCGGGGCCUACACUUCCUAUUCCUCCGACGGGGUCAUCGGCUACGAACAGGAUCCCCGAGUGAAUGUUUACUCAAACAUUAUUCGACCUCAAACAACGACCUCGUACUGGGGCGAGGGUGACCCCUACCAAGGCGGCUAUCAUUUGCAACACGCCGUCGACGCUGCACCACCCUACCAUCUUGCUACAAAUGCAAUCUACCCCUACGCUUCAAACUACCAGGGCGGCUGGCCCAAUCCAGCUUGUCACUAUGGCAGACCAACGGGGACAGCGCAGCCAUCCAGAGUGGUUGGGGUGAAUAACACGAUGUUUUAUGCCGCACGGGCUCGUCGCAUGCGGACCCACGGGGGCCUAAUGAGAGCAGAGGCAGGAGGUGAGGGUGGAGGGGACAGAGACAAGACACGUGGGUCGCCUUCCCCAACAAACUCUUCGAGGGUUUCUCAAGGGUCACCGACGGUACAGUGGAGACCACAAGUUAACUGGCUUUGUUUGUGCAAACACAUGACCCAAUUGUUCACCAGUUUUUCGACCAACAUCAAAGCGAGUUUGGGUUUUUUUCUAGGGUCUGGACAAAUCCAAUUGUGGCAGUUUUUGUUGGAGCUGUUGGCAGACAGCCGGAAUUUGGCGUGCAUCACGUGGGAGGGCACGAACGGCGAAUUCAAGCUGGUCAACCCCGACGACGUGGCGAGGCGCUGGGGCGAACGCAAGUCCAAGCCGAACAUGAACUAUGACAAACUGAGUCGCGCCCUGCGUUACUACUACGAUAAAAACAUAAUGAGCAAGGUUCAUGGAAAGCGAUACGCCUACAAGUUCGACUUCACUGGCUUGGCUCAGGCGAUGCAACCCUCCGCUUGCGAUCCUUCAGCGGCCUCCACUGCAUCGAUGGGUCUAUCGAGCCUCGGCGGGGAGACGUCCGCAUGCUUCCCUCGAGCUGGUGAGUCCAGUUCUCCCGAAAGGAAAAACCCCAAACGGCCCCGUGAGCUCUCGCCCCCACCACCUUCGUUCGAAGAGCCCGACUCAAAGCACCAGUCGCACUCCCCGGGUUACCACAACUCGCAGCAGUUCCUCGCAGCGCGAGCUGCCGCAGCUGCUGCGGCCUGCUUCUUUCCAGAAAUGCACCAGCCGACGUCAGUCGUGAACUCCUGUUACGAGGGGCUGGAGAAUUACCACCAGCCUUACCAGGUCUAUGCGAACACCAACGCAGGAUACCAGCCGCCUUUGUCGUUGCAACAGAACCCCUUUAUUACUACAACGAUGGGACACAAUGUCGAGAAUCUGACGAACACAGUGUCUGGACAGACACCUAAAUGA